AUGUUACAACAGCAUGUGAGCAUAUUACUCGCACAAGCAGAGAAGAUCACAACUGACUUGCAUCAGCUUCUCGUCGUCAACAUGCCGACCGACUCCGAGAAUAUUCAUUUCUUGUACUUGAUACUGACCCACGGUGGAGCGCCCAACAUCAACUGGGCCGCUGUAGCCACCGCCAUGGACCUCAAGUCUGGCGCCGUCUCGAAGCGUUGGUAUCGCCUCAAGCAAUCCAUGGACAAGGGCGAAACACCUGCGGCGUCCAACUACCCGUUCCUCUGGCUCUGCGUCAAACACGAUAAGCGUGAACACCAGCCCAACUGGCCCGACAUCGCUCAUAAAUGCGGCACCACCCCUGGCGCAGCCAGCAAGCGCUACUCCCGCAUGAAGCAGGCCUUUGAGCACAACCCCCCGAUUCCCGCCAAUGAUUCUCCUGGCAAGUCAACCUCGACUGUGAACAAGACGUCUCGCGCUACGCCCAAGAACAACAAGCGAAAUCUUUCUCCAGACAGUGGUAACGACGAUGAAGACCAAGUCCCCGCGACCCCAACCCCGAAGCGCAAGCGCGCGUCCUCGUCUAAGAAGAUGACGCCCGCCACUGAUGACGAGGGAGUUGAGAUUCCGCCCACUAAGAAUGAGUCCGAAGACGAAGACGCUCCUGAAGAAGAGCUGCCCAAGCGCAAGAAGAGCAACUCUGUCACCGUGAAGCCGAAGCCCAAGCCCAAGCCCAAGGGCGACAGCAACGGCAAGCCAAAACUCAUCAAGUGCGAAACCCCAGCCAGCGAUGCAGACGACAACAACGGCCUCGCCACACAUGAAGCCCUCGACAACACCUUGCACCCAGACUUCAAGUCCAAGCCCAAGUCCAAGUUGACCUCCAACAUCACCGCCGCCUACUCCCCCCACACCCCUCCACGUAUCCGCCCUUGCGUCCCGGACUGUACAGCGUGCCACUGUCUAACGCGCCAACUUGCUAACGCGUUGCUGAGCAGGUCGGGCCAGCUGGAGCGAGGAGAGCGAUUAGAGCUCGAGGAGAUAUUGGGUAUGAUUCCUGAGUUUGGGUGUGUGGGUCGAUUGGGUGGGUGA
Messenger RNA from Plenodomus lingam JN3, 1080 nucleotides. NCBI's taxonomy places the organism in Eukaryota, Fungi, Ascomycota, Dothideomycetes, Pleosporales, Leptosphaeriaceae. The record is from RefSeq and is a predicted model, not a curated record.